Molecule: messenger RNA, 2012 nt
Organism: Drosophila virilis
Lineage: Eukaryota; Metazoa; Arthropoda; Insecta; Diptera; Drosophilidae
Gene: Ent1
Product: Equilibrative nucleoside transporter 1
Biological process (GO): nucleoside transmembrane transport
Cellular component (GO): plasma membrane
Molecular function (GO): nucleoside transmembrane transporter activity
Source: RefSeq, a predicted model, not a curated record
AACUCUAAGCAGAACCCAAAACCCAAAAACAUUUCUGUUUGUGCACGAACGUUAAUUAUUAUUGUUUAUGCGUCGGACAGUGCAACAGCAACAGACGGGAGCGAAGAGGAUAGCAAGAGGAAAGGCGAGACUCAGCGAAAAUCAUUUGGAAGCGUGAAAUUUGAAACAGAUGCGGCUGCUGAUGAAGUAGAAAAAGAUUAACAACAACAAGAAGAAGCGCAAUGCAACGGGACGCAGAUCAGGAACGGCUGCUGAAUGAGGAGCAGCAGCAGCAGGCGGAGGAGCAGCAGGACGAACCGAUGCUGGGCAGCGAGCAGCGAGGCUUUGUGCCCGCCUUCUCGCCACAGUACGACAUCGACAAUGACGAACGCUGCCUGCUCGUACGUGAACGGGAUCGGGACGAGGUGGUGCAGCUGACGAAUGCGCCCAGUGCAGGCGCCGCCCUCACCUAUUGCGUCUUCUACCUGCUCGGCAUUGGCACCAUGACGCCCUGGAACUUUUUUGUCACCGCCGAAGAUUAUUGGAAAUACAAAUUCCGCAAUACAACAAUGAACGGCACACAUCCCGAGGAGGAGCUGACGCCGCUCCAGAAGAGCUUCACCUGCGACCUGGCCCUGACCGCAACCAUUUCGGGCACCACGUUCCUGCUGCUGAACGCCGUCUAUGGACACUAUGUGUCGCUGCGUGCCAAAAUGCUGGGCACGCUGUGCACGAUACUCGUGCUGUUUGGCAUCACCACGGGCUUCGUGGAGGUCGACACGGAUCGCUGGCAGGAGCAGUUCUUUCUCAUCACGCUCAUCAUUGUGGUCAUACUGAACAUUAGCUCGGCGACCAUGUCGGGCGCCCUGUACGGCGUCGCCGGCCUCUUUCCCUCGGAGUAUAUGACAGCUGUGGUCAGCGGGCAGGCGCUGGGCGGCAUACUCACUGCCUUGGCGUUCAUUUUGGUGCUCGCCUUCGAUGCGGGCCCCUCAGCCACCGCCUUUGUGUUCUUCAUCAUGGGCGCCCUGCUGAUCUUCUUCUGCAUCGUCUGCUACUCUGUGAUGGCGCGCCAGGCGUACUUUAAGUAUUAUCUGGCGGGCGGCGAUAAGUUCAAAGUGAUUAGCGCCCUGCCCUCGCACAGCCGCAACGACGAGUCGGGCGUGCCCCUCGAGCCGAUCCUCAAGCAAGUGUUGGGCAAAAUCUACAUGCAGGCCGUCUGCCUCGCCCUGCUAUAUGCCACAACGCUUUCCGUAUAUCCGUCGGUGACGGUGCUCAUGCAAUCGGAGAAUUCCGCCAGUCACACCGAGUGGAGUGAUGUUUACUACCUGCCCGUUGUGAACUAUUUGUUCUUCAAUUGCGGCGAUUAUUUUGGCCGCCUGAUUGCCGGCUGGCUGGAGUGUCCCAGGAACCAGCAGACGACGCUGCUCUGGACCGUGGUGCGUGUGCUGUUCGUGCCCUGCUUCCUCUGCUCGAACAGCAGCGAGCACCACUUCCUGCCCACGCUGGUGCAGCACGACUACACCUUCAUGGCCAUGAUCAUAGCCUUUGCGCUGUCCAACGGCUACCUGACCAACAUACUGCUCAUAAUGGCGCCAAGAAGCGUCGAUCAGCACGAGAAGGAACUGGCCGCCUCCAUAAUGGCCGCCUCCCUGAGCGUGGGCAUGGCCGUCGGCUCGUUGCUGAGCUUGGCCUUUGUGCAAAUGUUGUGACCGUCGAAUCCAUGGUGCCUUAGAAAUCUUUGUUUACAUUUUAAACUAUCUAUAGCUAAUUAUAUGUAUAUAUUUUUUUACCCGUAACAAACGUCCCAUUUUGUGUCCGUGUGAUUUCCUGAAACGUAAUGCUCCAAAAUUUGCCAAUGUCUGUAAGACUUUAGACAUAUCUAGACGAACUUAUUUGUGUUAACAUUUUACAAUCGGUUUUCAUUGUUUCUAUUGUUACCUGUAAGUUUUAUGACGUGUCCUUAAUUGGCCACAUUUUGUAUGUAUAUAGGUUUUAAAAAUCAAGAAUAAAAUUCGUUUUUUAUUUUAAGGUAA